CCGGCCCCGGCUCCUCCUCCUCCUCUUCUCGCCAUUGCAGUUGGGACUCGGCAGCCCGGUGCGCACCGCGUGGCUUUCAGGGGGGAGACCCCGGCAGGCUGUGGCAGGAGGGCGGCGGCGGCGGCUGUGGUCAGGGCAGGGGACGCCCACAAGAUAGUUGAAGUAUUGAUAACACCAAGGAAAUCUGUCACAAUUUGAAAAGAUAAGCAAAAAUUUGAUUUCCAGACACUACAGAAAAAGAAGUAAAAAUGGCUUUGUGUCAUCAUCACAUCGUCACAAGAAGAAGAGGAAAGCGUCCAGUGCGAAUUUUUGUGAAUGAUGAUCGCCAUGUGAUGGCAAAGCAUUCUUCCGUUUAUCCAACCCAAGAGGAGCUGGAGGCCGUCCAGAACAUGGUGUCGCACACGGAGCGGGCUCUCAAAGCUGUGUCCGACUGGAUAGAUGAGCAGGAGAAGGGAAGCAGCGAGCACGCGGAGUCGGAGAACAUGGACGUGCCCCCGGAGGACGAGACCAAAGAAGGGGCCGGGGAGCAGAAGACGGAGCACAUGACCAGAACCCUGCGGGGGGUGAUGCGGGUGGGCCUCGUGGCCAAGGGCCUGCUGCUCAGGGGGGACCUGGACCUGGAGCUGGUGCUGCUGUGUAAGGAGAAGCCCACGACCGCCCUCCUGGACAAAGUGGCCGACAACCUGGCCAUCCAGCUCGCUGCUGUCACAGAAGACAAGUAUGAAAUCCUCCAGUCUGUCGGUGAUGCCGCCAUUGUGAUAAAAAACACAAAAGAGCCGCCGUUGUCCCUCACCAUCCACCUGACGUCCCCUGUUGUCAGAGAAGAGAUGGAGAAAGUGUUAGCUGGAGAAACGCUAUCAGUCAACGAUCCCCCGGACGUUCUGGACAGGCAGAAAUGCCUUGCUGCCUUGGCGUCCCUCCGACACGCCAAAUGGUUCCAGGCCAGAGCCAACGGGCUGAAGUCGUGUGUCAUUGUCAUCCGGGUCCUGAGGGACCUGUGCACCCGCGUGCCCACCUGGGGUCCCCUCAGAGGAUGGCCCCUCGAGCUUCUCUGUGAGAAGUCCAUCGGCACGGCCAACAGACCCAUGGGGGCCGGCGAGGCCCUGCGGAGAGUGCUGGAGUGCCUGGCGUCGGGCAUCGUGAUGCCAGAUGGUUCUGGCAUUUAUGACCCUUGUGAAAAAGAAGCCACUGAUGCUAUUGGGCAUCUAGACAGACAGCAACGGGAAGAUAUCACACAGAGUGCGCAGCACGCUCUGCGACUUGCUGCGUUUGGCCAGCUCCAUAAAGUCCUGGGGAUGGACCCUCUGCCUUCUAAGAUGCCCAAGAAACCAAAGAACGAAAACCCAGUGGACUACACGGUUCAAAUCCCCCCCAGUACCACCUAUGCCAUUACACCCAUGAAGCGCCCUAUGGAGGAGGAUGGGGAGGAGAAGUCACCCAGCAAAAAGAAGAAGAAGAUUCAGAAGAAAGAGGAGAAGGCGGAGCCCCCCCAAGCUAUGAAUGCCUUGAUGAGGCUGAACCAGCUGAAGCCGGGGCUGCAGUAUAAACUGGUUUCCCAGACUGGGCCGGUCCACGCGCCCAUCUUCACCAUGUCUGUGGAGGUAGACGGCAACUCAUUCGAGGCCUCCGGACCGUCCAAAAAGACUGCCAAGCUGCACGUGGCUGUUAAGGUGUUACAGGACAUGGGCUUGCCCACCGGCGCUGAGGGCAGGGAUUCCAGCAAGGGGGAGGACUCAGCCGAGGAGGCGGAGGCCAAGCCGGCCGUGGCGGCCCCCCCGCCUGUGGUGGAGACCGUCGCUACCCCCAGCGCCGCCUUCCCCUCGGAUCCCACUGCUGAGAACGUAAAACAGCAGGGGCCGAUCCUCACCAAGCAUGGCAAGAACCCAGUCAUGGAGCUGAACGAGAAGAGGCGCGGCCUCAAGUAUGAGCUCAUUUCGGAGACCGGGGGCAGCCAUGACAAGCGCUUCGUCAUGGAGGUCGAGGUGGACGGACAGAAGUUCCAAGGUGCUGGUUCGAACAAAAAGGUGGCGAAAGCAUACGCUGCACUGGCUGCGCUUGAGAAGCUGUUCCCCGAUGCCCCCCUCGCCCUCGAGGCCAACAAGAAGAAGAGAGCCCCCGUGCCCGUCAGAGGUGGACCCAAGUUUGCUGCUAAGCCACAUAAUCCUGGGUUUGGCAUGGGGGGCCCAAUGCACAAUGAAGUGCCCCCGCCCCCGAACCUUCGAGGGCGGGGCAGAGGAGGGAACAUCCGUGGUCGAGGGAGAGGGAGAGGAUUCGGUGGCGCCAACCAUGGAGGCUACAUGAAUGCUGGCGCCGGGUACGGCAGCUACGGGUAUGGAGGCAACUCGGCGACGGCCGGCUACAGUGACUUUUUCACAGACUGCUACGGCUAUCAUGAUUUUGGGUCUUCCUAGAGCAUCUAAAAGUAUUGCACACAAAAUCAACUUUUUACUCCAAUUUUCUCGAACUCCAAAACCCAAAGUGUCCGUGCUGUGCCCUGUGCUUCACUGGGUUUCUCAACCGUGGCUUGUCACCGCAGCUUGUCUGAAACUCUUAGCCUGCAGAAUUUAAGACAAUGGCAGUUUUUAUCGUGAUUUGCCUUUGAACUUGGUCCUAUUGAAGUUCACAAUAAGUGGAAAACAAUUUUCAGAGAAUGCAUUUUUGUGCAGAAUUGCACAGAAUUCUAGAGCCAGCGUUGGUCAGCAUCAAGGCAAAAGCCCACCUUUGCUUUUUAUGGAAAGCGUUACUUUAUUUAAGAGACAGAUAAUGACGCAUUUUAAUCUACCUUUGUCUUAAUUUACAGCAGGUUUUGUAUGAAUUUUUAACCUUUUAACAAUUCCCAAACCUGGUUGAUGCCUUUGACAGUAACGAAAACGAUUUCACCACAUCCGAAUCCAGAGCAACCGGCUUUUUUUUUGAUAAGCAUGUAAAACGUGGGGAACACGGGAGAACUGUACAUUGUGCGAAGUGAACCUGUCCCGCCUUUUUGUAAACGCUCUGGUGGGUUCUUGUGUGGGGAUGCGAUUCUCUGUGGCUGGUUUAGCUAGAGGUGAACUCUCAAAGGUGUCACAGCUGUGCUUCAUCAUCAGUGCGAGAAGCAGGCAGGCUUAAAGGGAGCGAGAACAUGGAAUUUUGCAAGUCCUAAUCCCAGCUACAAAUGCAUGGGCGUCUAGAGGGGUUUUUGUUGCGGUUUUUUUUUUUUUGUGGGGCUUUAAAAAUAAUCAAGCAGAAAAAGCCUAAUAUGUAGCGCAAUUCUCCAGUGAAGAGCUGGCCUCAGGGGGCCUGUGCUGCUGGGCGCGCAGCUGCAGCAGAUUCCAGAAGGCCUGGAAGCUUCCACCCUCUCACCUUGGGGUGCGGACUUGAGUUUGUGGCCCCUGCCUGUGUGCAGAGGCCCAGGGGGGGCAUUUUGGCUCCUUACUGAGACGCCCUGUCCUGGCGGGAGUCCUUAGACAUGAGUCUGUCUGGGCCCCGUCAGCGGUUUUUGCAGCAAAACCUGCCACUGCGUUGACUUGCAAGAUUUUGCGUUCAUUCAGGCAAAAACUGGUCGAAACGGUUACUACAUAAUUUGUUCCCAGAGGUUUGAAACAUUCAGUGAAACUUUUUAAAACUUUGAUUGCAUGAUGUAUUUUUUUUUUUUAGAAAGUUAUUGUUGGAGAAUAAUGUCUUUUUAUACCAGGAAAUAGUUAUCCUGAAUGACGUUGAAAACUUCCCCGUCCCAUUAUUUUUUUUUAAUCAAUACAUGUUAAAGUAACAAGCCCGCA
Molecule: messenger RNA, 3758 nt
Organism: Diceros bicornis minor
Lineage: Eukaryota; Metazoa; Chordata; Mammalia; Perissodactyla; Rhinocerotidae
Gene: ILF3
Product: interleukin enhancer binding factor 3
Exons: 19
Coding region: 249-2411 (720 amino acids)
Cellular component (GO): precatalytic spliceosome
Molecular function (GO): single-stranded RNA binding; double-stranded RNA binding
Source: RefSeq, a predicted model, not a curated record